GGUAGGAGCGCGGCUGUAGGAGCGCGGCGGUAGCCCCAGGGGGUUCCCGUCCCUCACCUGCCAGGGCGGCGGGGCGAACAGCUUGGUGGAGUAUGACUCCACCAGACGGGGCAGACGGCAACCUCUUACCUCAAUCACCGGGGUCGCGGAGCGGGGCGAGCCGUGAGGUUUGUUCGAGGGGCACGGGAGGCUCCCCAGCGCUCAGGACGCCCUGUGUGGAAGGCGUUGGUUUGAUGACACACCAGGAACAACAAAAAUGGCCAACCAAGAAGAAGCAGAGAUACAAAUUUCGGAGUUAGAUUUACUGUCUAGCAUGUUUCCUUAUGAAGAAGAGUUUACUGUCACAGACCAACUGGCUCUUGCUGAACUGAAACACCAUGUUGAAAAUGAGUCUGCAGAGGUGCCAUCUUCAAAAGUUCAGUUUAUACUGAACAUAAAGACAGAGGUGCCUAAUGCCUCUACGGUGGAAUUCUCUAUGGCCUGUGCUUUACCAUUUAAAUAUCCAACUGUUCUCCCAGAAAUUACUGUGAGGUCAUCGUUAUUAAGCCGCUCUCAGCAGAUUCUCCUGAACUCUGAUCUAAAAACAUACUUGAUGCAAAACUUCAGUGGCGAGCCCUGCAUACUGAGUGCGAGAGAAUGGGUUAAAGACCACGCAGCUGCUUACAUUGAUAAAGAUCUUUCAUCCUUCUCAAUGGCAGCCUCAGAUGCCGAAAAGUCAGAAGUCACCACAUUCACUCGAUUGUGGAUCUACAGUCAUCACAUUUACAACAAGCAAAAAAGAAAGAGUAUUAUUGACUGGGCCAGGGAGCUCUCUCUGUCAGGGUUUUGCAUGCCAGGGAAACCAGGUGUUGUUUGUGUAGAAGGUUUACAAAGUAGUUGUGCAGAGUUCUGGUCAAGGAUAAGAAGAUUAACAUGGAAAAGAAUCCUUAUUCGGCACAGAGAAGAUGUUUCUUUGGAAGGUGGAGGACAUGCUGAGAUCCAGAAGCAACGAAAGUUCCCCACUUUGGAAGAAAAAUGUUUUGAUUCACAUGGUGCCCAGGGAAAUCAUAUGGACUUGGGGCAACUGUAUAAGUUUUUAGAAGAAAAAGGAUGUGCUGACAUAUUUCAAAUGUACUUUGGGGUUGAAGGGCAUUCAAGGGGUUGAAGAUCAGCAGAGGCCCCAGCAGCUACAUUUUUAAUUUAACAGAUUCGUUAGCUUUUUUGCAACAAUUGAUCAGAGAGGGAAUUAAUAAUUCAUGUUUCAUGUGAUGAAUCCAGUUUUCAAUAUAAACAAAUUGCCAGUGAAAUCCUGAAUAAUGAAAAUUAAUGCUUUGUGCACUUUCUGGUGUUAAAGAGAUUUAGGGUACAUACCUACCUAAAAUGAAAGAAAAUGUGUUUGAUAACCUACUGGACCGUUACAGAAUUGGAGAUGGAUGAACAGAUGGAAUAUGGUGAAUGAAUAUACAAAUAAGAAAAGACAAAAUUGCAGUGUGUGUAUCUCAGGAGUGAGAACAUGAUGUUUACAUUAAUUGUUACUGUUUACGUACACUUCAUGAAAACUUGUCUUCUAAACAAUCUUCUGCUUUCAACCUGAAAGUUUAGUAAGCCAUAAGAUCAUUAUUUUAUUUUUAAAAAGAACAAAGGGAGGGAGCAAGUUUGCAAGAGUCUUACUCAUGCUACCAAGAUGAGCUAGGAUUCCUACUCUAAGGCAUAAGAAUUUUCUGUAGGUAAGUGUGUGUGGCAGGUAAGAUAAGAUACCAUGGUGUCUCCACUACAUCUGUUCUUUUUGUUUGUGUAAAAUCAGCAAGGUACCAGGGAUCGGGUUCCCUUAUAGCAUGCUCAAAAACUCUGAAACGAUCCUCAGCCUGAGUUCCCAAGUUUUCAAUCCUGUAAUAUGAAGUGCAUUAUGUUGCAUGUAUUUUUGAGUGGGAUUUCAACAAAGUUGUAUCAAUGAAUGCUAAUUUUGUAGAUACUGUAUCUAAAUCUCAUGGUAGAAAAAGCAGACAUUGGUCUUUUGAUUAAAUAUUUUUAUAAAAUAUUGAUUAAACGUUUCUGUACACAUCCAGUAAAA
This is a messenger RNA of Haemorhous mexicanus (house finch), 2050 nucleotides long. RefSeq names its product RWD domain containing 2B (gene RWDD2B). The transcript has 6 exons. Gene Ontology annotation, molecular function: protein binding. Lineage: Eukaryota; Metazoa; Chordata; Aves; Passeriformes; Fringillidae. The record is from RefSeq and is a predicted model, not a curated record. The coding region runs from base 257 to 1144 and encodes 295 amino acids.